Messenger RNA from Funneliformis geosporum, 1473 nucleotides. The record is from the annotation of a GenBank genome assembly. NCBI's taxonomy places the organism in Eukaryota, Fungi, Glomeromycota, Glomeromycetes, Glomerales, Glomeraceae.
AUGACAAUUUUGUUGAUCAUUGACGGUCUACAAAACAUAAUGAAAUCGAAUAAUGAUUGGAAUGACAAGUCAUCCAAAUUCUUUAUAACUUUGACGAAUAUACAUGACCUUGCCUUACAAAGUGCUUUUGUGAUACUAUUGUGUACUGCAAUAAUCACUGAUUCAGUUAACAGAGUAUUGACAAUCACGCAUCGUAAACGGGUAUAUUUGCCGAUUGCUUCUCUGGAUCCCCCUAUCAUCAUUAAAGACGAUAUUGUAACUUCUAUCUUUCAAACAGAUGAUUAUAUCAUUAAAAUGCUGGUAAAUGACUGUGGAGGUCAUGGGAGAGCCCUCGAAGUUUUACAGGAAAUCUUAAAAGACCGUGAUAUUCAAAAUGUAAACAUCAACGAUAUGAUAAAUGAUUUACACGUUAGGCUUCAUGACUGGUACUGUGAGGCACUUAUGAUGUCACCUAGUGAAGCUAGAACUAUAGCACAAGCAACACUUACUCGACAUCUUUUGAAAUUUGAUAAGCAUGUUCCUAGCACAAAUAAGUAUUCUGAUCAUAUUGUACAACCUGAGCUAAUUCGUUAUGUUCAUGAAAGUAAUUCCAGUGUGGAAUAUUUCGAUUUACCUUAUAUAUGGAUUUGGAUCUUGACUAAUUCUUCUGAUAGUAAGGAUCCAGUAAUUAGAGACUGGUUGUUCUGCGACUAUGAAGAUCACAGGUCCAAUCAAAAUCAGACAUGUCUGUCAGGAUCACAUUUCUGGCAACACUUUGAACAUUUUGUUUUUUCUUUUCACACACUAAAAUCAAGAAAUCUAGGUGAUUGUGAAUUAAUAUUAAUUUCAAGUAUUCACAUUGGAGCGCGUUUAAAUGGUGAUUUCAAAUUUAAAAAUCAUCAUUUGGAGUUGAAAUGCGCAGUACACCAAGAAGACACAAAUUCAUCAAACUAUGGAAAGGGUAAAAAGGAGAUUAAAUGUGAAGACAAAAUUGUAGAUGUAUGUGAAUGCAAGUAUUGUAUCAUUAAUGAUGCAUCUGCGCCAUAUGGAGAUGCAUUUCUUGGUUUAGAUGUUGAUUUAAAGUCUGGAAAACCGAAUGAAGUCCAUCAAUAUAAAAGAUGGAAAGUGAAUUCUCUCACUGGACAAGAUUACCAAGAUGAACGUAAUAAGUCUGCAUUGAGUAAAGACUUUUUUAUUUUGUUUACAACUACAAAUUGUUCGAAUUUCAAACUACCAAAAAAUUCUGGAAUCGUAGAUGCGUCCAAUUGGGACAAAUAUUUCGGUCCAUAUUCUGGCAAGACACAUACUUACGCUAAUGUAGGUCCUUUGAAUAUUAAUAAAGCAAGUUGCAGAGAUCUCCGGUCAAUGUAUGGAAUUGGUGAAACUCAGGCAGAUGAAAUCAUGGCUAAGAGAGAAUUCAAAGACAUCGAAGAAGCGAAAAAACAAACAGGUAUACCAGAAAGGGUGUUAAAGAGAUUCAAAUUUUCAGAUUGA